Messenger RNA from Mustela lutreola (European mink), 4144 nucleotides. RefSeq names its product laminin subunit beta 3 (gene LAMB3). The record is from RefSeq and is a predicted model, not a curated record. Lineage: Eukaryota; Metazoa; Chordata; Mammalia; Carnivora; Mustelidae. The transcript is spliced from 24 exons. Gene Ontology annotation, cellular component: basement membrane. The coding region runs from base 285 to 3803 and encodes 1172 amino acids. Gene Ontology annotation, biological process: axon guidance.
UUCCCUACGACUCAGAGCCAACCUGACUCCCUCAGACCACUGUGCAUCAUCAUGCAGAGUUCACUGGGCCACCUGAGGUGACACAUUCACAUCUUGUCUGGGAGAAAAAGGAUCAACAUAGAAUCUGCAAGAUAUACAGGUACUUCUUUCUGGAGUAAUACUUAACCACAGGAGUGAAGACAACCUCUCCUGUCCGGGGAAGCACACAAAAUCUCCAGAUGACGCAGGCUGCUUUGCUGAGUCCCGGGUGAGGUCCUCUGAGGGGAGUCCCCUGUUGGCUGAAGAUGAGGCCCCUCCUUCUCCUGUGCUUUGUCUGGCCCGGCCUCCUGUGUGCCCAGCAAACCUGCUCCCGUGGGGCCUGCUAUCCACCUGUUGGGGACCUGCUCAUCGGAAGAACCCGGUUUCUCCGAGCUUCAUCCACCUGCGGACUGACCAAACCUGAGACCUACUGCACCCAGUAUGGCGAGUGGCAGAUGAAAUGCUGCAAGUGUGACUCUAGGUUGCCUCAUAAUUACAACGGUCACCGAGUGGAGAAUGUGGUUUCGUCCUCUGGCCCCAUGCGCUGGUGGCAGUCACAGAAUGAUGUGAACCCUGUCUCUCUGCAGUUGGACCUGGACAGGAGGUUCCAGCUUCAAGACAUCAUGAUGGAUUUUAAGGGGCCCAUGCCCGCUGGGAUGCUGAUCGAGCGCUCCUCGGACUUCGGAAACACCUGGAAGGUGUACCAGUACCUGGCAGCUGACUGCACCUCCACCUUCCCCCGGGUCCGCCAGGGCCAGCCCCAGAGCUGGCACGAUGUCCGGUGCCAGUCCCUGCCCCAGAGGCCCAGCGGGCGCCCGGAUGGGGGGAAGGUUCAACUUAACAUUAUGGAUUUAGCCUCUGGGAUUCCAGCCACUCACAGUCAAAAAAUUCAAGAGCUGGGGGAGAUCACCAACUUGAGAGUCAACUUCACCAGGCUGGCCCCUGUGCCCCAGAGAGGCUACUACCCCCCCAGCGCCUACUACGCCGUGUCCCAGCUGCGUCUGCUAGGCAGCUGCUUCUGCCAUGGCCACGCCGACCGCUGCGCCCCUCAGCCCGGAGCCUCUGCUGGCCCCUCCGCUGCAGAGCAGGUCCAUGAUGUCUGUGUCUGCCAGCACAACACUGCCGGCCCCAACUGUGAACGCUGUGCACCCUUCUACAACGAUCAGCCCUGGAGACCUGCAGAUGACCAGGACCCCCAUGAAUGCCAGCGGUGUGACUGCAACGGGCACUCAGAGACCUGUCACUUUGACCCAGCUGUGUUUGCCGCGAGCCAGGGGACACAUGGAGGUGUGUGUGACAACUGCCGGGACCACACUGAGGGCAAGAACUGCGAGCGUUGUCAGCUGCACUAUUUCCGCAACCGGCGUCCUGGCGCUCCCAUUCAGGAGACCUGUAUCCCUUGUGAGUGUGACCCCGAUGGGGCGGUGCCGGGAGCUCCCUGUGACCCAGGGACCGGGCAGUGCGUGUGCAAGGAGCAUGUGCAGGGAGAGCGUUGUGACCUGUGCAAGCCAGGAUUUACAGGACUCACCUAUGCCAACCCGCAGGGCUGUCACCGCUGUGACUGCAGCGUCCUGGGGUCUCGUCGGGACAUGCCAUGUGAUGAGGAGAGUGGGCAGUGCCUGUGUCUGCCCCACGUGGUGGGCCCCAAAUGUGACCAAUGUGCUCCCUACCACUGGAAGCUGGCCAGCGGUCGGGGCUGUGAGCCGUGUGCCUGUGACCCUCACAACUCCCUCAGCCCCCAGUGCAACCAGUUCACAGGCCAGUGCCCCUGUCGAGAAGGGUUUGGUGGCCUGACGUGCAGCGCCGCAGCCAUACGCCAGUGUCCCGACCGGACGUACGGAGAUGCUGGCACAACGUGCCGUGCCUGUGACUGUGACUUCCGGGGAACCGAGGGCCCAGGCUGUGAUAAGGUCUCAGGCCGCUGCCUCUGCCGUCCUGGCUUGACCGGACCCCGCUGUGACCAGUGCCAGCGAGGCUACUGUGACCGCUACCCGGUGUGCGUGGCCUGCCACCCUUGCUUCCAGAUCUACGAUGCCGACCUCCGGAGCCAGGCCCUGCGCCUCAGUGGCGUCCGCAAUGCCACCGCCGGCCUGUGGCCAGGGCAGGGCCUGGAGGAUCUUGGCCUCACCUCCUGGAUCGCGGAUGCGAAGAGCCAGAUGGAGCAGAUCCAAGCCAUCCUCUCCCGUCCCUCGGUCACCGAGCAGGAGGUGUCCCAGGUGGCCAACACCAUUUUCUCUAUCAGGCAGACUCUCCAGGGCCUGCAGCCUGAUCUGCCUGGAGAAGAGGAGGCCUUGUCCCUCUCAGAAGACGUGAAGAAUCUGGACAGAAGCUUCAAUCGUCUCCUCAUUACGUAUCAGAGCAAGAAGGACCAGUUUGAGAGGAUAAGCGGCGCGAAUCCUUUGGGGGCCUUCCGGGUGCUGAGUGCAGCCUACCAGCGGUCUUCCCAGGCUGACCAGCAGGUCUCCGACAGCUUCCAGCUGCUCGUACAGCUCAGGGACAGCUGGAGAGAGGCAGAGAGGCUGGAGGGUCAGCUGGGAGGAGGAGCUGGAGUCAGCGGUUCCCAAGUUGUGGCCCUGAGGCUGGAGAUGGCUUCCUUGCCUGAUCUGACACCCACCAUCAACAAGCUCUGCGGGGGCUCCAGGCAGGCGGCCUGUACCCCAGGAGCGUGCCCUGGAGAGCUGUGUCCUCAAGACAAUGGCACAGCAUGUGGCCCUCACUGCAGAGGUGCCCUCCCCAGAGCGGGUGGAGCCUUCCGGAUGGCGGGGCAGGUGGCACAGCAACUGCAGGGUUUCAACGCCCAGCUCCAGCAGACCCGGCACAUGAUCAAGGCAGCUGAGAUAGCCGCCUCGAAGGUGCAGUCAGACGCUCAGCACCUGGAGACCCAGGUGAGCGCCAGCCGCUCCCAGAUGGAGGAGGACGUCAGGCGCCUGCGGCUCCUCAUCCAGCAGGUCCGGGACUUCCUGUCAGACUCAGACACCGAUGCGGCCACCAUCCAGGAGGUCAGCGAGGCCGUGUUGGCUCUGUGGCUGCCCACAGACUCGGCCACGGUCCUGCGCAAGAUGAAUGAGAUCCAGGCCAUUGCCGCCAGGCUACCCAACGUGGACCUGGUGCUGUCUCAGACCAAGCAGGACAUUGCUCGGGCCCAGAGGCUCCAGAUGAAGGCCGAGCAGGCCAGGAGCCGAGCCCACGCUGUGGAGAGCCAGGUGGAGGAUGUGGUGGGGAACCUCCGGCAGGGCACGGUGGCACUCCAGGAAGCUCAGGACACCAUGCAAGGCACCAGCCGUUCCCUUCGGCUUAUUCAGGAGAGGGUUGCGGAGGUUCAGCAGGUCCUGGGGCCGGCCGAAGGACUGGUGGCUGGAAUGACGUCGCAGCUGAGAGACUUCCGGGCGCGGAUGGAGGAGCUCAGCCGCAGGGCCAGGCAGCAGCGGGAGCAGGCAGCGAGGGCCCAGCAGCUCACGGAGGGUGCUGAGCAGCGGGCACUGAGCGCCCAGGAGGGAUUCGACAGACUAAAGCAAAAAUACGCUGAGUUGAAGGACCAGUUGGGUCGAAGCCCCAUGCUGGGGGCGCAGGGCAGCCGGAUCCUGAGCGUCAAGACGGAGGCCGAGGAGCUGUUUGGGGAGACCAUGGAGAUGAUGGACAGGAUGAAAGACAUGGAGUCCGAGCUGCUUCGGGGGAGCCAGGCCAUCAAGCUCCGCUCGGCAGACCUGACGGGGCUGGAGAAGCGCGUGGAGCAGAUCCGCGACCACAUCAAUGGGCGUGUGCUCUACUAUGCCACCUGUAAGUGACAUGCCAGCCUCCAGCCCCUGGCCCCGCUCAUCUGCCCUCUUUAUUUGGGCUGGAUUCCAUCCUGGCUCCAGGAGACUUUUCUACAGCCUCGAAGCACAGCCCAACCCACCCUGUGUGCAACUGGUAAGAUCUUUCUGCGCUGCUGCCGAGCCUGAGCUGAUGGGAAACUAUAUUGGAGAGACGGAGAGGGUGGAGGCGGGCCGUGGCCUUGGGACAAGGAGCUCUAAGUGGAGGUGCACUUGGCCGGCCGGCGUCCUUGCCCUUCAGCUUCCAUGGACACAAAAACUGAACAAAAAAAUGACAUACAAAUGAAAAGCCCAAUAAAAACCUUUGGCAAGAA